CUUUAAAGCCCUUAUGUUCUGUCUUCUGUUGCUUGUUUUUCCACUGGUCAUAUUUUUAUUGCUCAAACUUAAAUAUGACAAGAGUAAAGACGAGGUGUAUAAAGGCGUGUUUCAUCACAAGCAUUGCAGACUGUCGCAAUUUCUCUUGAGUAAAUGGUCUACUAUAAACGAUGCUUACAAGCCAACAUUUUGGGCUACAAAUGGUCAUUUACAGACUCUGCUGCAUCUGUUUUGGCCCAGAAGCAUCAUUCGAUUUCAAAGAGAGUAUUUGCAGGUUGAAGACCAAGGUGUGGUUGCUCUGGACUGGAUAACAAAGACAGUUGAGUGUAGACACAAUAUUACUUUAAAUUCAGCCAGUCCCAUAUUGCUCGUCAUACCUGCACUUACAUGUGGUGUCAGAGAGAUUUCGACUAUAUGUCGUAAAGCACAAGAAUAUUCAUUUCGUUGUGUUGUUUACAAUCGCCGUGGACAAGCUGGCUCUGUGUUGACUACAGCCUGCUUACAGAAUGCAUGUCAUAGCAAAGAACUUGACGAGAUCCUAACAUAUUUACAUAGCACUUACCCAUAUGCAAAAAUAGUUGCUGUAGCAUAUUCUUCUGGCGCUUCGUUGCUGUUAUAUUAUUUAGAAGAGACUAGAAAAACGCCUUUAUGUGGCGCUGUUUGCAUCUCUCCAAGUUACGAAACAGAGAAAAGUUUUGAGCAAUGUCUACCUCCAUUUUAUGACUAUCUUAUGACCAAACGGCUUACGUGCUUCCUGCGGGAACACCCUGGCCUUGCAAAUUUUAUCGAUAUGGAAACGGCGUUGAAAUGUAAGAACAUGCACGAAUUUAAUCAACGGGUAUUCGAGCCAUUAACGCGUUUAAAUUGCAGCCGCUAUGGAUAUGAAAGUCAGUUAAAUAGUCACUUCAAUAACAUCUCGCGUGUACGUGUUCCUAUUUUAUGCAUUAGCGCUCUGGAUGAUCCGAUAUGUAAUGCUGACAUCAUUCCAUAUUCUUCAUUCAAAAAUUCAUCAAAUUUUUUCCUCUUGACUUGUGAAAAGGGAGGUCAUUGUGGUUUUUAUCAAGGUUACGCUGCCGCCUGCUCGUGGGCAGAUCAGCAAGCCUGUUCAUUUCUCGAAAUCAUUAUUAACUUCAACAUGCGAAAGAAUGUCGAAAGUAUAUGCGUCCCCUCUAUUUUUGCUCAAGUUAGAAGAGACCGCAGUUACACACAAUGAAGAAAAUGGUAUCGGCUUUUUACUACGACAAAAGAAUUUUUGCUUUUAUGCAAUCUUAUGUGCUUUCGUGAAAUUUAUACUCAACGAAGUAGUUUAUGUUAAAAAAUAAUUUAUUUUAUACAUGGUAUAAAACUAUAUGAAGAUUGAAUCUACAUGAAACCAGUGUAUGUUAUGUUACAAAAUGAAAUGAUCAGUAAGACAAUGCUUGAUCAUAAAGAUACAGUUGCCCGCCAUGCGUGCGCAUCACUAUCAACUGGAAACUACUUCCAACAAAAAGAAAGUUUACUUUUAAGUCUAAUUGACCUAUCCUUAAGAGCAACUUGAAUAACAGACAAUAUCAACGUAUUCUCCAUCUUCUUGUCUUUGGAAAGAUGUGAAACAUCUUGCUAUUUUAAUGCUUGUAGUUUUUAUGAUUUGACAUUUUAAAAUAUAUUUAAGUGACGAGAAGAAUCACGAGAAAUCAACAAAAAAUCUACUCGUGGUUUCUGUUCUCGUGGUUUCUCCAAAAGAAUUGCUGAAAAACUUAUUAAGAAGACACUGCAAUAUCGACUAACAUCAAAUUUAUUCUUUAUUUUGUGCACGAAUUGGGUUGGUUUACAUUGCUUGUAAAUGUAAUGAAUGAUAAUUUCAUGAUAAUUUACGAAUGAUAAUUUCAAAUCCUUCAAAA
Xenia sp. Carnegie-2017 is the source of this 1880-nucleotide messenger RNA. Its product is annotated as phospholipase ABHD3-like. The record is from RefSeq and is a predicted model, not a curated record. Lineage: Eukaryota; Metazoa; Cnidaria; Anthozoa; Malacalcyonacea; Xeniidae. Gene Ontology annotation, molecular function: monoacylglycerol lipase activity; short-chain carboxylesterase activity. The coding region runs from base 14 to 1213 and encodes 399 amino acids. The transcript has a single exon.